This is a messenger RNA of Folsomia candida, 1143 nucleotides long. RefSeq lists its product as uncharacterized. The record is from RefSeq and is a predicted model, not a curated record. The transcript has a single exon. Lineage: Eukaryota; Metazoa; Arthropoda; Collembola; Entomobryomorpha; Isotomidae. Gene Ontology annotation, molecular function: nucleic acid binding. The coding region runs from base 1 to 1143 and encodes 380 amino acids. Gene Ontology annotation, biological process: DNA integration.
AUGAGGAAGACGGAAGCAGCACAAAUUGUAACCGGCACAAGUCCUCCACCAAGAUUCUCGUCAUAUUACAAGAAUGUCGCGGUAUUCGGAUGGAUGAGGAGGUUCGUAAAUAAUAUUCGUGUAUCAAAAGAAAAUCGCCUUCUCAGCAGAACACUCACGACCAUGGAAUUAAAAGUGGCAGAGAAUGACAUUCUGAGACAACUCCAAUCCGAAUUCGACCAAGACACCACAAACAUUUAUGGAAUUCCCGUGCAGAAAAAAGAAGACGGAUUAUUCCAUGUAAAAUCAAAAAUUCUUUACGGAAAAGAAAGUGAAGAAUUUAGAUGGCCAAUCCUUCUACCAAAGUCGCAUCCAAUUGUGGAGAUGUUGAUCAGGGAUAUGCACAUCAAUUAUUGUCACGCCGGAGUGCAAUUCCUAAUUGGAAAACUUCGGGAAAAAUACUGGAUUCCUCAAUCAAGAAGGACAGUCAAGAAAGUUAUCAAAUCAUGCGUAAAGUGCCGAAGGUACCAAGCAAAGCCUCUUGAAGUUGACCCAGCGGCAGCUUUACCAGAAAAUAGGGUUACCAUUGGGGGCCCAUUUCAAGUAACAGGAGUUGACCUCGCUGGACCUCUGCAACUUCGGGAUGGAAAGAAAGCCUGGAUCGUACUUUACACGUGUGCUGUUUACCGUGGGAUUCACCUUGAUGUCGUCACGGCCAUCAGCACUGAAGCCUUUCUUGAAUCUCUGGAGAGGUUUAUAAAUCAAUACGGACGACCCAACACCGUUUAUAGUGAUAACGGGACAAAUUUUGUGGGCGCCGUUAACCUCUUCAAAAAAGUGGAUUGGAACAAGGUGGCAGAAACCAGCAAUGUCAAGAAAAUCCAGUGGAUCUUCAACCCACCCACAGCAGCAUGGUGGGGAGGAUGGUGGGAAAGGAUGGUCCGAUCCGUAAAAGACCUUUUGAAGAGAAUGCUUGGUCGUGCAAAAUUAAAUUACGAUCAAUUGCGUACGUGUCUCUCAUCAGUUGCGGCAGUUAUCAAUGACCGUCCCUUGACCACCACAACCGAAGAUCACGAGGACCUCAUCCCUUUAACACCAGCAAUGUUUUUCAAAGGGGUGUCAAAAUCAGAAUUUCCAGAGAGUUUGGAAAUUAGUUCAAGAUAA